Molecule: messenger RNA, 456 nt
Organism: Pleurotus ostreatus (oyster mushroom)
Lineage: Eukaryota; Fungi; Basidiomycota; Agaricomycetes; Agaricales; Pleurotaceae
Exons: 4
Coding region: 1-456 (151 amino acids)
Source: RefSeq, a predicted model, not a curated record
AUGGGCGGCCCAGAAGAGACAAGACCUCUCGCUCAGGCUUCGGAGCCAGCGCCGGAGCCAGAGGAAGUUGCAGAACAGGGGCUAGAGGUCGACGAAGAAGGCGAGGAAAGUGAUGAGUAUGACGUUGAGGACGACGAAGCGGGCCCCCUUGCCGUAGAGGAUAACGUACACGAUGAGCAGGAGGAGGAGGAAGAAGAAGAAGACGAAGACGAAGAGGGGGAGGAAGACGAAAGACAAGAGAAUCUCACUGCGUACUUACUCUCCAACGGGACCAAUGGACGACCUCAAGAAGAGGAAGAAGAGGGUGACGACGAAGAUGAUGACGAGGAGUACGCAGAACCUCCCGAAAUUCCUCCGCUCACCAAGGGAUCAAAGAGAUCUCUGGACGAGACGGAAGAAGCCGACCAGGUGGUCGGCAACGGUGCAGGGACUCAGGCAAAGAAAGUCAAAGUGUAA